AGGGCUUCCGAAUAGAUUCGAUUUAAAGCCUCGGCAAGGCGAAUAUAACCGAGCCUCAAAGCAGGGUGAGGGAGGAGAAGCUGCAGGGCGGAGGCAAAGAACCGAUUGGUGCCGAUGUGAAGACGGAAAUACCCGAGCAGUUCCGGAAAAAUCCGGGGAGCUUUGAGUGGUAAUCGAGGGGUAGACUAUGGCAGUGGGCGGGGUCAGCUCGGUACGUUCGAAGGGCGUUGGCGGAAAUUACCGAAGAUGCCCGAAGCCGUCGGGACGGACCCGAGUACCUCACGCAAGAUGGCGGAGCUGGAGGAGGUGACUCUGGACGGGAAGCCUCUUCAGGCGCUGCGGGUGACCGACCUGAAGGCCGCACUAGAGCAGCGAGGCCUAGCCAAGAGCGGGCAGAAGAGUGCCCUGGUUAAGCGGCUCAAAGGGGCUCUAAUGCUAGAAAAUUUACAGAAACAUUCAACACCCCAUGCUGCAUUCCAGCCAAAUUCCCAGAUUGGCGAGGAAAUGAGCCAGAACAGUUUCAUAAAGCAGUAUCUGGAAAAGCAGCAGGAGCUACUUAGACAGCGUCUGGAACGUGAAGCUCGAGAAGCUGCAGAACUUGAAGAAGCUUCAGCUGAGUCGGAGGAUGAGAUGAUCCAUCCUGGGGGAGUGGCUUCCCUGCUGCCUCCUGACUUUCAGAGCAGCCUGGAGAGACCAGAGCUGGAGCUCAGCAGACAUUCACCCAGAAAAGGCUCCUCUGUUUCUGAAGAGAAAGGUGAAUCUGAUGAUGAGAAACCAAGAAAAGGAGAAAGACGAUCAUCUAGGGUCAGACAGGCAAGAGCAGCUAAAUCCUCUGAGUGUAGUCAAGCUGCUGAGGGGGAAGAGAAUCAAGAAGUACCUUCUAGAAAUCUGAGGGUCAGAGCAGAUCGAAAUUUGAAAACUGAAGAGGAAGAAGAAGAGGAGGAGGAGGAGGAAGAUGAGGAAGAGGAAGAGGAAGAAGAGGAAGGACAAAAAUCUAGGGAGGCACCAAUCCUGAAACAGUUUCAGGAAGAAGAGGGAGAUGUGAUGCCCAGAGCAAAACCAGAGGAGGUGAUUGAUGAGAGACCCAAAACCAUAAGAGCGCAGGAACAGGAGGGGCUAGAGAGAGGAGGACGAGUUACAAGAUCCCAGGAAGAAGCUAGAACUCGUCAUCUCACCAAACAGCAACAAGAGAAAGAGAUGCAAUCAGUUUCCCCCCUUGAGGAGAAAGGAGAAGAAAUAAAAUUUUCACAAGGCUUGGAAGAAAAAUCACAGUCCCCUUCCCCUCCUCUACUGACCGAAGAUCUAGAGAAGGCCCCUCUUGUGCUACCACUGGAGCAAACUGCCAGUGAGGAGGAGACUCCCCCACCUUUACUUACCAAGGAAGCAUCUUCUCCACCACCUCAUACACAACUCCAGAGUGAGGAAGAAAUAGAACCCAUGGAAGGCCCAGCACCCCCUGUCCUCGUCCAGUUAUCUCCUAAUACAGAUGCUGAGACCAGACAGCUUUUAAUAUCUCAGCAUACUGUGCAGUUGGUAGGUGGCCUGUCGUCUUUGUCAAGUCCUGCAGACACCAAAGCAGAAUCUCCAGCAGAGAAAGUGCCAGAAGAGAAUGUUCUGCCUCUACUUCAGAAAAGCACAUUGGCUGAAUACUCAACCCAGAAAGGUCUUGAAACUGAGCCAGAAAAAUCUGCUCAGCCAGUCUCUUUAAAAAUGGAGGAAUUAACAUCACCCAAAGGCAUUACUGAGGAAUCUCUGAAACAACCAUCUUUGGAACAGAAGGAAGGCAGAAGGGCUUCACAUAAUCUUUUCCCAAGCCACAGAUUGAAACAGUCAGCUGACUCAUCCUCUAGCCGAUCCUCCUCCUCCUCUUCCUCCAGUUCUAGAUCUAGGUCUCGUUCUCCUGAUAGCUCUGGCUCUCAGUCUCUCUCACCUCCGAGAUCCAAGCAGAGAGAUAUAUCCCAGGCACGAAUUCACGCCAACCCUCAUGGUAGACCCAAGACAGACUCCAGGUCAACAUCAGAAUCUAGGUCACGUUCCCGAUCUCGUUCCCGUUCCCAUUCAGCAUCAAGCAGCAGCAGAAAAUCUCUGAGCCCUGGAGCCUCCAGGGACAGCAACACCAGCUACACUGAAACCAAAGAUCCCUCUUCUGGUCAGGAGAUUGCAGUUCCACCAAUGCCACAGCUGCAGGUUCUUGAGCCAAAGGAGAGAACUUCCACCUCCUCAUCCAUCCAAGUGAGGCGUCUGAGCCAGCCUGAGCCAGCCGAAAAGCUCAUGACCCAGAAGUUACAGCCUGAGCGGGAAGACUUUUAUCGGUUCUCCAAAAAAGAAUUCUAA
Messenger RNA from Marmota flaviventris (yellow-bellied marmot), 2334 nucleotides. The record is from RefSeq and is a predicted model, not a curated record. Lineage: Eukaryota; Metazoa; Chordata; Mammalia; Rodentia; Sciuridae.